GAAUCGCCUAUUUUGACCCAGUACGGCCACCAUCACAUACCCAGCUUCUCCCCCUAUCUUGUAGUUGCGUCGCAAACACGUUGGAAGUGAGUAAGAUGGCGGAUCUUUCUUUGGACGAGCUCAUACGCCAACGCGGCAUAAGCACUAGAGGAACAGCCAGACCCAUAUUUAGAAAGGCCACAGGAGGCGUGGGAAGAAUGUUUGAUGCAAGACAGAAAAUUGGAGCAACUGAGAUCAGGCAGAGAACUGGUGCCGGGGAAGGCUUUCAGCUGAAAGAUGCUAGGGAGAAGCUUGUUCAGAAAGAUGCCCGUUUUAGGAUUUUUAGAGGAGGGCCCACCGCGGGAGGUGUUCAGGACGCCAGGCAGACGAUAAACUCACGCAAACAGCAGCUGGGACAGAAGCAGCUGCGCAGCACGCCGCAGUCACAAGCCCAAAACUCCUCACAGGGAUUCCUGCAGACGCAAAUGCCUCAGACACAAACUGUCAGCCAAAGCAGUAACGUGGUCGUGCAGAGCUCUGUGAAUGUGAACUCAGCUCAGGGAUUAACCACCAGAGGAGGGGCUCUGGGACACGGAGGCGGGCCAAGUAAAUUGAUGGAUGCCCGUGAUAGGCUUAGUCUAAAGAGAAGCAUUGCAGUGGCCUUACCCACUCCUGGGUCACCGUCGCCCCUCAAGAUCACCAAGACCAUCCAGCAGAGGCCGGUUGGAAUGACGAGUGGAGUCCGCAUCACCGUUCCCAGCAGGGAUACCCAGUCUCUCUCAGGUGAGGAUGAUGUCAUCCCCGGUAAACAGAUGAAGCCUGGAGUUCCUGGUUCUCUCUUUUCUGGCCCUAUCACCAAAGUUGUCAAAAACGACAGCUAUACUGCACCCCGUCCUCCUGUGCCUGAAGCCCCCUCCAGGCCCACCCCUGCUCUUCCAGCAACCCGUUUCGCGCCCUCUGUCCUGAAGGCAGUCUCUCGAACCCUGGCCACCGGACAGGCACAGCCGGGAGGGGGUAGUGGGGAUGCCAGCUCACAUCCGGCGACUGUACAGCCAGCUUGCAGUCCCCUGGAAGGGACUAAAAUGACGGUGAACAACCUUCAUCCACGCGUCACUGAGGAGGACAUUGUGGAGUUGUUCUGCGUGUGUGGCGCCCUGAAACGGGCACGGCUUGUCAAGGCUGGGGUCGCGGAGGUGGUGUUUGUCAGGAAGGAGGACGCUGUCGCAGCGUACAGGAAGUACAAUAACCGCUGCUUGGAUGGUCAGCCAAUGAAGUGUAAUCUUCACAUUCAGGGAAGCGUCAUCAGCUCAGACCAGCCAAUCCUGCUGAGGUUGAGUGACAGUCCAGGAGGAGGAGGAGGAGGGGCUGGGGGAAGAAAGGAGGGACGGGCGUCCUCUCUCUCUCGCCCCGACGCCCGUCCCAGGUCCUCUAAGCCCACGCCUGAGGUUGACCCCCAGACCAUAUUAAAGGCCCUUUUUAAGUCUUCCUCUCACACUGCCACUUCCACCCAGUCCGCUAAAUCGCAGUCAGCCGCCUUUAGCAUCAAGAUUUAACACACACUGCCGUUAACACUAAACGCACACGCACGCAUCGGUACUCAGUGACACAGCCUAUACCAAAGCACACAUUGCUCAAGAGUCAUUUAUUAUAUGAUUAUCCAAAUGUGGUGCUGUAAUACACAUGGUCCUGUAAAAGAGUGAUUGUGAAGAAAGUUUUAUUUCAUUUUAAUAAUUUUUGGAACCUUUUAGUUUGUGUCUUGGUAUGGACAAAGGAUUUGUUACAAGUAAUUGGAACUUUUCAGAAUAGUGUUCUAGUUUAUUCGCAGACAUGUUCAGAGACAUGUUUGCAGCCAAGUGGCCUGAAGCCUACAGCUCAUGUUUGCAUCUCUUCAAAUUUUUCACAUUGAAUGCUGUUGAGUUUUGAACUGUGACUGUUCAUGAAUGAAUUUCACGUUUGAAACAAUACAUGUGCAGACAAGACUGGCUUAACAGUCCAAAUGAAGCCAUCCUUCCAUUCUGUCCCUCUACUUUUUUUGUUCAAAGUUUAUCUCCUUUUCUUUUUUCUUCUUCAAAUGGCAUUCGUUUUGUUUUAUAGUAACAAAGCCCUUUAUUUGCAACUCAGCUCACAAUGGUCUUUCCUUCAGUGUGCUAACAGGCAAAAAGGUCCACUAACAUGCCACAGAACGUUUAGACCAGACCAGCGAGAACCACCGAAAUGAAUGUAUGUGAAGUUACGCUUUUGUUUUGUAACUUUGCUGCCCUGAAACACUAUUUCUGUGUAUUUCUGACCUUGUUCCCAGUUACUGUGUUAGGGGCUGCAUGUUUUUGGGGAUUGUUCAGGUGACUACUUUAACUUAACCUUGCGAUGUUGCUAUAUUUUAAUUAGUUUAAUACCCCUUUAUUCUGAGGUGUAAAGUGAGGUGCAGCUCGUUUUUGUCUACACAUUGCUCGGGUGAUUUGUUUUGGUUAAUUGAAUGGGCCUCUGAAUGAGUGUGAAGAAAUUCUCCAAUAAACGUUACUUUAUAGAAAACUUA
Molecule: messenger RNA, 2512 nt
Organism: Anguilla rostrata (American eel)
Lineage: Eukaryota; Metazoa; Chordata; Actinopteri; Anguilliformes; Anguillidae
Product: polymerase delta-interacting protein 3-like
Exons: 10
Coding region: 96-1532 (478 amino acids)
Biological process (GO): poly(A)+ mRNA export from nucleus
Cellular component (GO): nucleus; nuclear speck
Molecular function (GO): mRNA binding
Source: RefSeq, a predicted model, not a curated record